Molecule: messenger RNA, 1515 nt
Organism: Histoplasma mississippiense
Lineage: Eukaryota; Fungi; Ascomycota; Eurotiomycetes; Onygenales; Ajellomycetaceae
Exons: 3
Coding region: 1-1515 (504 amino acids)
Biological process (GO): DNA damage checkpoint signaling; regulation of transcription regulatory region DNA binding; DNA repair
Cellular component (GO): nucleosome; nucleus
Molecular function (GO): histone binding; histone H3K79 methyltransferase activity
Source: RefSeq, a predicted model, not a curated record
AUGGGUUUUUUCGACCACCUUCAAACGAAGGGAAGCAUAGCCAUUCAACCCAAGCGGCCACAGAUCCGAAGAGUCGAAACAGCAACCAAGCCCGCCCAACCUACCACGUCGAGAGCGGCACCAGUCGCAUCAGAAUGUUCAGGCCCAAAACCAGCCCCUCACUCUCACCAACGCCGCAACCGCAAUCCCAACCCUCCCACAUCCAGUAGGCGCUCCUCCAGUUCCGCCCGCGCAAGUUCCACGGCGAGCGAUCCCACCCCGUCCCGGCAUCAUGACCCCGCCCCGCGUCUGAAAGCAAGAUCCUUGACGCGAAAGCGCCCAUCACUUAUCCAACGGUUAACGAGUAGUAGCGAUGAGAGCGAUACUGAAGCGUCUUUCCUUGAGAUUCGCAAGCGGAUGAAAGUUAGCACAAGCGCGGAACCAGAUUUACAACGCCAAGUUCGGUCGACGGUUGCGUUCGCGGAAGAUGCGGGGAAACAGACAAUCCCGAUAGUCCAUGCGUCUGAUAUCGCUUCGAUGGACAAACCUGCGGAGUUUUCAAGAGCGUUUGGUGAUGGGAGCGGUUCCGUUUCUGUAGAGCCUUUCAUGGUUCGGUUGCAGUAUCCUGGCAUUUCCCAGGGAGAAAACUACCAACUCGUUAUCCCUCGGGAAAAAGAAGGGUUCAAACCCUUGGAUGACAUAGUCCAUGUAGUCAGCAUAGUGUCACAACAUUACAUACCAGAGGAGCAUGUCCAUCUUUUCAACGACGAAACCACUGGGAUCAAUCGCCGCUUCAGACGCGCCUUGGCACAUGCUUCUGAAUCAGAAUUCACUGCAGUAGUGGAGGAAUACAACAAAAUCAUCAACCGGCUCCGAACUGACGGCAUCAUCGCGAAACACCUCGAUAACAUACACAGCCUGCCCCUCCCCCUAGUCGAACGAAUCCUCACCCAGACAUAUUCCCGCACGGUCUCCCCACGUGUAGAAUCCCUCCGACAGUACGAAAACGGCACAGACAACGUCUACGGCGAGCUCCUACCCCGUUUCAUCUCCGAUAUAUUCAAGCAAACCAAGCUAAAAUCCGACCAGGUAUUCGUCGACCUAGGUUCGGGAGUCGGCAAUGUCGUCUUACAGGCAGCCUUGGAAAUUGGCUGUGAGAGUUGGGGUUGCGAGGUGAUGCAGAACGCCUGCGACGUAGCAGAGCUGCAGGGGAGAGAAUUCGAAGCACGCUGUCGACUCUGGGGACUUUCGCCGGGCAUUGUCCGACUUAUCCGCGGCUCUUUCCUGACGGAAGAAAGCAUCAUUAGAGCGCUGCAUCGAGCCGAUGUCGUGCUCAUUAAUAACCAAGCAUUUACGCCGCAGUUGAACAAUGAGAUCAUCAACCACUUUCUCGACAUGAAAGAAGGAUGUCAGAUUGUGUCUUUGAAGUCUUUUGUGCCCGCGGGGCAUCGGAUUCAGGCGCGGAAUUUGAAUUCGCCGGUUAAUCUGUUGUCGGUUAAGCAGAAGAAUUACUGGUCCGGUAGCUUCGAGGCUUAA